AUGGCAAAAAACAACUUGACAGACAGUGAUAUUUUAAUAAGCAGAAUAGGCCCUCCAUCCUCUCCUGCAGGAGGAGAGAAGGAAGAAAAUCCUGCUCUGCUGGCCGAAAACUGUUUCAGGGAAUUACUAGGACGAGCAACUUAUGGAAAUAUGAAUAAUGCAGUCAGACCAGUUUUUGCGCAUUUAGACCAUCAUAGGCUAUGGGAUCCCAAUGAAUUUGCUGUUUCCUGCUUCAAAAUCAUCAUGUAUUCUAUACAGGCACAAUACUCCCAUCAUGUAAUACAAGAAAUUCUUGGACACCUUGAUAUUCGCAAAAGGGACUCACCUCGAGUUCGCGCUGGCAUUAUUCAGGUUCUUUUGGAAGCAGUUGCAAUAGCAGCUAAAGGAUCAAUAGGUCCAACAGUUCUGGAAGUUUUUAAUACUUUGUUGAAGCACUUGCGCAUCAGUGUUGACUUUGAGCUGGGUGAUAGGCUUUGAAGUACCACUUUCAGCACAAGCUCCAAGGAGAGUGAUGAGAGGAUUGUCCAGAAUGCUAUUAUUCAAACAAUUGGAUUUUUUGGAAGCAAUCUCCCAGAUUACCAGAGAUCAGAGAUCAUGAUGUUCAUUAUGGGAAAAGUACCUGUUCUGGGGACAACCUCACAAUCACUGGAUACCACUCACCUUGGAGAUUUGGGAACUAGGAGGAUUCAAAUCAUGUUAUUGAGAUCUUUACUUAUGGUGACUUCAGGAUACAAAGCGACAACGAUAACGAAUGCGCUUCCUCCCCCUUUUCUGGACCCGUUACUGUCUCCAUCACUCAUGGAGGACUCUGAGCUGAGGCAGCUGGUCUUGGAAGUCCUGCAUAAUCUUAUUGAUCGGCACGACAACAGAGCAAAGCUCAGAGGGAUACGAAUAAUACCAGAUGUUUCAGAUCUAAAGAUAAAACGAGACAAAAUUUCAAGGCAAGACGUGAGCUUCAUGAAAAAGCAUGGUCAGCAGUUGUACAGACACAUCUACUUAGGCUGCAAAGAGGAAGACAACGUCCAAAAAAAUUUUGAACUCCUGUUUACAUCUCUAGCUCUUAUCACAAUUGAACUAGCCAAUGAAGAAGUGGUUAUUGACCUCAUUCGAUUAGCUAUUGCCUUGCAGGACAUUGCCAUCAUCAAUGAGGAUAGUCUGCCAAUGUUUAAUCGCUGUGGUGUCAUGGCAUUGGUUGCAGCAUAUCUAAAUUUUCUGAGUCAGAUGAUUGCAGUUCCUGCCUUUUGUCAACAUGUCAGCAAGGUCAUCGAAACGAGAAGUGUGGAAGCAUCUUAUUUCCUACCAGAAACAAUUUUCAAAGACAAGUGCAAUCUUCCAAAAUCCCUAGAGAAGGAUGAAAAAAAUUUAUUUUUCCUGACGAACAAGAUUGUGGAAUCAUUAGGAGGCAGUGGAUACAGUGUGGAAAGAUUGUCAGUUCCAUACGUACCCCAGGUAACAGAUGAGGACAGACUCUCCAGGAGGAAGAGCAUUGUGGACACAGUAUCUAUUCAGGUUGAUAUUCUGCCUGGCAACAACACAGAUGAUAAGGUUGAUAAUACUGAAGAAAUCACCUUUGAAGCCUUGAAGAAAGCAAUUGAUAACAAUGGACUUGAAGAACAGGAAAAAGAAAAAAGACGUCUUGUGAUUGAAAAGUUCCAAAAAGCACCAUUUGAAGAAAUUGCAGCACAAUGUGAAACCAAAGCAAACUUGCUUCAUGAUAGACUUGCACAGAUACUGGAACUCACCAUUCGACCUCCACCUAGCCCUUCAGGAACGAUGACCAUUACUGCUGGACAUGCUCAUUACCAAUCUGUUCCAGUCUAUGAGAUGAAGUUUCCAGACCUUUGUGUGUAUUAAGUGUCUUCUGAAGUCUGCUGGACAUUAUUUAGAGUAGAGUACAAUAGAGAGAAUAAGAUGAGUUUUCAAAUUUU
Molecule: messenger RNA, 1928 nt
Organism: Apaloderma vittatum (bar-tailed trogon)
Lineage: Eukaryota; Metazoa; Chordata; Aves; Trogoniformes; Trogonidae
Gene: EFR3A
Product: EFR3 homolog A (S. cerevisiae)
Exons: 18
Biological process (GO): protein localization to plasma membrane
Cellular component (GO): plasma membrane
Source: RefSeq, a predicted model, not a curated record